Messenger RNA from Condylura cristata (star-nosed mole), 566 nucleotides. It is a transcript of the gene NPFF, whose product is annotated as neuropeptide FF-amide peptide precursor. The transcript is spliced from 3 exons. Gene Ontology annotation, biological process: excitatory postsynaptic potential. Gene Ontology annotation, molecular function: G protein-coupled receptor binding; neuropeptide hormone activity. NCBI's taxonomy places the organism in Eukaryota, Metazoa, Chordata, Mammalia, Eulipotyphla, Talpidae. The coding region runs from base 140 to 496 and encodes 118 amino acids. The record is from RefSeq and is a predicted model, not a curated record. Gene Ontology annotation, cellular component: axon terminus; dendrite; perikaryon.
GGAGGGGGUCCCAGGUGGCGCUUAAUGGCACCGCCUGCCUUUCCUUUGCCUGGGGUCCCCUCGGGCUGCUGUGCGGGCGGGCGGGGGCCUGGGCAACAGGUAUAAGAGGCGGCCGGGGCUGCAGGAGGCAGAGGACAGCAUGGACUGCAGGCGGGCCACAGUGCUGCUGGUGGCGCUGCUGGUCCUGGCGGCCGGGGGCCGCAGCACAGGUGCCGAGGGCCCCGGGGGCUGGCAGGAAGGAGGCCACACAUCCCAGGAGGAAGCCGCGGGGACCCGCCUGCCCCGGGAUGCCCAGGGCCCAGGCUCACUCUUGAGCGCCCUGCUGCAGGCCAUGCAGAGACCCAGCCGGAGCCUGGCUUUCCUGUUUCAGCCCCAGAGGUUCGGCAGAAACGCCCAGCGCUCCUGGAGCAAUGAGAGGCUGAGUCCCCGCGCUGGGGCGGGUCCCAGCUCCCAGUUCUGGAACCUGGCUGCCCCUCAACGCUUUGGGAAGAAGUGACGUCGCCUCCAGUGCCUGCAUGCAACCCACACUCCCGAGCCCUGUCUCCCCGAAUAAAGCAGCCUGCUGA